AUGAAGGAAGAAGUAGCACCUUAUUCGACGAGAUGCCAGCUGAAGUGCAACUACAAGAGACUGUUGUCGCCGCAAGUUAUUUGGACGAGCACGUUGCACCACAAAAGGUGGUCACAGUUGUCAUGGAACAAGACUCUUACCUCAUCUUCUUCCUUAGAGGCACAAUGGAAACACUAG
Messenger RNA from Haemonchus placei, 177 nucleotides. The record is from the annotation of a GenBank genome assembly. Lineage: Eukaryota; Metazoa; Nematoda; Chromadorea; Rhabditida; Trichostrongylidae.